AUGCAGAGUGAAGACGGAGCCGGAGCCGCCGCCGCCGCCGCCGCCGCAGCCUGUCCGAGGAUGCAGGGCCUGAGCUCCAGAGCGCACGCCUUCUCCGUGGAGGCUCUGGUGGGGAAGAGCUGCAAGAGGUUGAAGGUGGAGACCGUGAAGGAGGAGAAGCUGCAGACCAUCCCCAUCACUGACAGAGACCCGGACACUGGUGGUGAAGAAGGAGAGGCGCGCGACGGUGCGGGUCCGGGGACGACCACCGAGGAGCCCUGUGAUCCUGAGCCACAGGUCCGCGUGGACCUUCAAGGCUCCGACCUGUGGAGGAGGUUCCAUGAGAUCGGCACCGAGAUGAUCAUCACCAAAGCGGGGAGGAGAAUGUUUCCCUCCAUCCGAGUGAAGGUGCGCAACCUGGACCCGACCGAGCAGUACCACAUCGCCAUGGACAUCAUGCCCGUGGAUUCAAAGAGAUACAGGUACGUGUACCACAGCUCCCAGUGGAUGGUGGCUGGAAACACGGACCACUCCUGCAUCACCCCACGCCUCUACGUGCACCCGGACUCGCCCAGCUCCGGGGAGACGUGGAUGCGCCAGGUGAUCAGCUUCGACCGCGUCAAGUUAACCAACAAUGAGAUGGACGAUAAAGGCCACAUUAUCCUGCAGUCCAUGCACAAGUACAAGCCGCGCGUGCACGUGAUCGUGCGCGAACCCGGGCCGGAGCCGGUUCUGCUGACCUCACUGCCCGCGCGCGGUGUGCAUACAUUCACCUUCCCCGAGACGCAGUUCACUACCGUGACGGCCUAUCAGAACCAGCAGAUUACAAAACUGAAGAUUGACCGAAAUCCCUUUGCCAAGGGCUUCAGAGACCCAGGAAGGAACAGGGGUGUGCUGGACGGGAUUCUGGAGUCUUACCCAUGGCGAAGUCCAUUUGGCCUUGAUUUGAAGCCAUUUAGUCUGGAGCUGCAAGGUGGGAGUUCAGGUUCUUCAGGGAGCUGUGGCACCAUCUCCCCUUUGAAAAGCCUCUUGCCUCACUCCAGUUCCCCAGCCUCACACCCCUUUACACUCUCAAGCCCUGACAGCCCUCUCCACGGCCUCAGCGUCCCACUCUGCUACAAAGUGACUCCUCCAAAUCAUCCUUUCGCAAGCCGAGCCUACUGCAGCCUCGGACCGGACAGACUCAGAGGUUUCCCAGCGUUGCGACCCUUGACGGAUUUCCCUCUGCUGACUCCUGUCCAUGGAAAAAAAGCGGGCAGCUGCCGGGGCCAGUGCCUCCAGGCACCAACAGCCAUUGGCCCCUGUCUGCUCUCCAUCCAGAACCUGCAGGCCAGCCGUUCCUCUGGAGCUCACCAGGCCCAGCAGAACGCUCUGGCGUCUUCUCUCGCACCACCUUAUGGACUGUACAGCUACAGCUUACCUCUCAGCCCACACUUCUCCACCAUCACCAACCCCUUAAAAGCGGCUGACAGUGUGACUCUGUCACCCUCUGAGAACAUUCUGCACCAAACUGCCUGGGAUUCUCCCAUUAACCACUGCCUCUGA
Molecule: messenger RNA, 1524 nt
Organism: Pygocentrus nattereri (red-bellied piranha)
Lineage: Eukaryota; Metazoa; Chordata; Actinopteri; Characiformes; Serrasalmidae
Gene: tbx22
Product: T-box transcription factor 22
Exons: 8
Coding region: 1-1524 (507 amino acids)
Biological process (GO): positive regulation of DNA-templated transcription; cell fate specification; regulation of transcription by RNA polymerase II
Cellular component (GO): nucleus
Molecular function (GO): RNA polymerase II cis-regulatory region sequence-specific DNA binding; DNA-binding transcription factor activity, RNA polymerase II-specific
Source: RefSeq, a predicted model, not a curated record